This is a messenger RNA of Paramecium pentaurelia, 1562 nucleotides long. Lineage: Eukaryota; Ciliophora; Oligohymenophorea; Peniculida; Parameciidae. The record is from the annotation of a GenBank genome assembly.
AUGGGUAACUAUUUUUCAUGAAUUUACAGGUUCAAAUUGGGAUUAUUAAGGUUAUUUAUCAUAUUUAAAUUAGGUUGGCUUUUCUAUAAGGUAUAUGGUGGCCCAAUUACCCGAUGUGGUGAUACAAAUAUAUUUGGAGGAUAUGGAGCUUUCGCAAAAUAAACCUUAAUUUCUUCAAAAUUUACACUUCCACCUCAUUAUUCACUAAGAAUAUCAUUUGAUUUAUGGAAGUAUUAUAUUUAUUGAUAUUUAGGGUUGAUAGUUGGGAUGGUGAAAUUGUAAAAAUAGUAUUUGAUAGUGAAAUUAAUUAAAGAUCAUUUAUCUUAGAAGAUGGACAAUAAAUUUGUGGGCAUAUUCAUGAAAUUUAUUUAGAAUAUAAUAUCCCAUUUAGUAUCACGAUACCAAUACACAAUUCCUAAACUUUAGUUGUCAUAAUGACUUCAACUUUGGAUUCGAGUCCUCUAGAUGUAUAAAAAUUAUAUAAUUUUAGGAAUCAUGGGGAUUUAAAGAUUUCAAAAUAGAGAUAUUAUAAUGUCCUAAAGAUUGUGUAUUUUGUAGAGAUUAAACAUCAUGCUACUUUUGGAUAAAUGUUGAAUCAUAUUGGAAUAGCUAAAUUAAUUCUGAAGGAUGGAUGAUUAACGGAAAUAUACCACUUACUUCAAGUGAAUGCAAUUUAAUGUGGAUUGCAGGUAUUCUACAAAAAGGAUAAAGAAUAGAGAAAAUCAUAGAUCUUUUAUCUCCUCAUUUUAGGGUUUAGAUAUCAUUCAAGUUGUGGACUAUAGGUGAAUGGUCAAAUGAAUUAUUUAAAUUGGAGAUUGAUGAUGAAGAGAAAUAUUCAAUCCUAAUUACUUCUGACAAUUUUAUUUACAGUUAAUGUUAAGCACAAAAAGUUAGGAUCACUAAUAUAGAUGUAAGUUCAUUACAUAAAUCUACUUAAAUAAAAUUAUUAAUGAAAACAGAAAAAUAUAUAAAUGAUGUAGCAGGUUGGGGACUUUCAUAAUUUGAUUUGUUUGUAGCUAUAUGCUCAUAUAAUUGUAAAGAAUGCUAUGGAGAAUUAAAAUCAUAAUGCAGUAUUUGCAGAGAUGGAUGGAUAAUGGUAGAUAUUGGAUGCAUUGGUAUAUAUUUUUUAUAAUAAAUAAGCUCCACCUUUAGAAUGCUCUUAAAUUAGAAUUACUGAAUAUUAAAAUACAUAAGUAGAUCUCAUGACUUCAUUUCGAAUAAGAAGUGAUGAAAUAGCUCAAAAUAUCUCAGAGAUUGGAUAAAAAACAAUAAUUCUCAAUAAAUAAAUAGCCUCUAUAAAUUUUUAAAUUUAAGUUAAAUGCUUAGAAAAAUAGAUAGUUAAAAGCUUUUUCAGAAGUUGCUAUUCAUGUGAUUAGGAAUAAUAUAAAUUUUCAAAUUAAUGUCAAAAUAAUGUAAUAAUUUAUCAUCCAACAUUUCUUUAAGAGUAAAUAGAUGAAAAAGAAUUAAUAAUAACUAUCUCUUAAUAAUAAUUGCAAAUUGUUUAAGUAGCAACAAUUGAAGAAACUAAAAGAUAAUUUUUAAUUCUAGAAAUUGAAAUAUGA